UCAAGAAGCUGCUCCAAAAUGCUGAAAUAUAGCCUUAUCUUUGCCCUUUUCGUCGUUUUGGCCAGCUGCAGUGAGGAGGAUCUGCAGGCGCAACUUCUGAAGUCGGAGAACCGCCAGAACCUGGAUGGAGCUGGGCAGUUCCAGCAUGAGAUCACGGUCAGCAAUGGGAUCCAAGUGAAAGCUCAAGGCAAUGUGAACGGCAUCCAGGGCGAAUACUUCCUUCCCGGCGAAGAUGGCAAGCAAAUUCGCGUGACUUACACCGCAGAUGCAACCGGCUUCCAUCCGAAGGUUGAAGAGUGACCGAGUGACUUUGAUGUUAUGUUAAUCUUAACUUAUAAAACGGCGGUUUUUUCCAUAAAAUGAGUGGUGAGGUAAUGUCUUGUUGUUCCAAUAAAACGUUCCCCUGGUAGAACUCAUAUUGAGAGCUGUUGGGCUACAGUUCAUAGAGCGCUUCAGCAUCUUCAUCCAAGGGUCUGUCCAAUUAGACAUUGCGCUUACAGAGCCCCUGAAUGGGUCAUGUGGAAUGAUGAUGAUUUCCUCAUCCCACACUGCUGCACAAAUAAAAGGUUACCGAACAGCAC
Drosophila melanogaster (fruit fly) is the source of this 581-nucleotide messenger RNA. RefSeq names its product cuticular protein 60D (gene Cpr60D). The record is from RefSeq and is marked reviewed. Lineage: Eukaryota; Metazoa; Arthropoda; Insecta; Diptera; Drosophilidae. The transcript has 2 exons. Gene Ontology annotation, cellular component: chitin-based extracellular matrix. Bases 19 to 300 code for a protein of 93 amino acids. Gene Ontology annotation, molecular function: structural constituent of chitin-based cuticle; structural constituent of cuticle.